Messenger RNA from Astyanax mexicanus (Mexican tetra), 2494 nucleotides. It is a transcript of the gene uri1, whose product is annotated as URI1 prefoldin like chaperone. The record is from RefSeq and is a predicted model, not a curated record. Gene Ontology annotation, biological process: negative regulation of transcription by RNA polymerase II; negative regulation of phosphatase activity. Bases 338 to 1855 code for a protein of 505 amino acids. The transcript has 11 exons. Gene Ontology annotation, molecular function: phosphatase inhibitor activity; chromatin binding; transcription corepressor activity. Lineage: Eukaryota; Metazoa; Chordata; Actinopteri; Characiformes; Acestrorhamphidae.
ACGUGUCUUCGCUGUGUUUUUGUUGGGGGACGAACAUGGCGCAGACGGACGGACAUUGCUGAGGGGAUUGCACGCACAUAAGCAGAGGAAUAAUUUUGGAAGAGGAAGAUUUUGUGCGAUGCGAGUGUGAAAUGGUCUCAAUCUCGAUUUGGACCGUUUCUAUCGCCUCAUUGAUGACUAAAAGGACACCAGGGCUGAGGAAUACGUUCACUGGCAUUCAUAAACAUUUCUAUAGGACUUCAAACCCCUGAGUGUGGUGGAGGAGGUGGUGGUGGUGGUGGUGGAUAUACCCAAUCAAUCUGUGCUUGUGUGAGAUACAGGAGGCCCACGGGACGCAAUGGCUGGAAAUAUGAACGCAAAUUAUGAUCUUCCGCAGGGUGUAGAGAGGCUGAAAGAGGAGCACAGAAAGGUGGUGAAAGACUGCAAAGGACAGAUAACACAUUGGAAAAAAGUGGAGAAAGACUAUGAAAGCUUGCAAGAGCGCCUUGUCACUUUACCCGAUAAGCUAUCUUAUGAUAUAAUGGUACCUUUUGGCCCUUUGGCUUUCAUGCCUGGAAAGCUGGUUCACACCAAUGAGCUCACAGUUCUCCUUGGAGAUAACUGGUUUGCAAAGUGCUCUGCUAAGCAGGCUGAGACGCUUGUAGAACACAGAAAGAAACAUGUAAAAAAUAAACUUGAUGAUUUGCACAAAGUCAUGAAAAACUUUCAAAGCAGAGCAGGCUUCACAGAAGAUCUGGAAAAAAUGACUAAUGAUAAUGGGGAUUUUGUGGACAUUAAAGAGAAGGUGGAAGAAGAGGAAGCUGGAACCAAAGGUAAGCAUCGUGUGGCCCACAAGCCCAAGUCCAAGCCUAAAGAAGAGUAUGUGGUGCAGUUAGAAGAGGAGAGGGAAGAGGAAGAGGAAGAAGAAGAAGCAGAAGGAGAAGAUGGAGAGAGCAGUAAAAGAGUGUUGUCUGAGGAGGAACUGUGGGCUCGGCUUGAUGAGCUGGAGCGCAUGGAGGAUGAGCAGGAUGAGCGAGACAGAAUGGACAGCACAGACACUAAUGGAGAGGACACUAGUUCAUCUUCAUCAGAGGAAGAAAAAGAAGCAGAGGCUGGCAGAGAAGCUCAAGUCAAUGGUCAGAGCCAGUGUGAGAACCAGGCUUCUGUUUCGCAUAUAGUCCAGGUCAACGGCAUCGCCAAGCCACAGCAUGAUGAAGAGGCAAAGGAAGAUGAUGAUGAGGAGGAGGAAGGCAGCAGCCUGCCAACUAUCUACUUCUGUCACACAGUUGAGCCCAAAAAAGUGCGAAUAAACACUGGAAAGAACACCACUCUGAAGUUCAGUGAUAGAAAAGAGCAGAAACAACAAGGAAAGCGUAAAAAGAAAAAUGGCAAAACCAACAGCCACUCGAUUCAAGAGCAUCAUAAGAUCACAAGUCCUUCUGAUAUCUACAGGGUAUUUGUGGAUGUGCUGAAUGGCGAGCUUGUCCCGAGGAAGUCCAUUCUAAAGUCACGCAGUCGAGAGAACAGUGUGUGCAGUGACACUAGUGAAAGCAGCACAGCAGAUUUUGAAGAGCGGCGCACCUUUUUCGGCCGUGCACAAAGCCACGACGAUGCCACCCACAGUGAUGCCAGUGAUGGGAUUACCGAAGAGGACAGCCCUAGCAUAAGCCUUUACCCUAAUGGACGCUUUGAGGCUUUUUCAGGCACAGUGGUCGAGAAAGAUCCACUGCCCUCAUCUAUUCCUCACCUGACCAUCGCCCCUCCAGCCCUGCCCACCAUCCCUGAAAGGAAGCAGGAAGAAGUGAGCUCAGAAGUGCCCCAGGAGCCCAUUAAAAGGGUGUCGAAAUUCAAAGCUGCUCGACUGCAGCAGAAGUGACCAUCGUUCCCCAAAGUCUAAUGGUUUCUUUCCUUUCAUUUUUUUAUAUAGAAGAAGCUCGUUUUUUGUAUGGCUAACACUUGCAGGCUACAUUCUUUAUCUGUGCUGCUGUGCUUUACUGUCUUUCUUGAGUCUGUUCAGUGUGUUUCUACUGAAUUUGCUCUGUGUGCUAUGCAUCUUAACAUAUCUUGCUUUUUUUGGUCUUUUAAGGGUAAUGGCAGUGGGAGGUGUUGCCCAGCACAACCUUGCGCAGUGUCUCUUCUCUGCUAUAUUGUCCUAGCACUUUGUUUGUGGCAACUUGUCCACCUAUUCAUACAUCCUUCUCAUUCCUCAUCUGCCUUGUGUGUUCCUGCAGACCACUUAAGUGAACAUAGAAAUUAGAUUUCUAAUGCUACCAAUUUCUUUAAAUAAGUUAUGUGGUCUAAUUGAUUCACUAGAUGCUGUGAAGACCUGCCUCACCCUUGAGAUGUUUUGUUUAUUUCAUCAGCUCUCACUCUGCUUUACCUUCUUUAUUCUUUCUAUUUAGUUCAUUUUCCACAUGUUUUGCUCUGUCUCCAGUUUUUGAAUGUAGACCAGCUUUUUGUGACCGCCUUCAAAUGUUGUUAACUGGAAAGAAAAUAAAUAAUUUUGCCAAGAAAA